Effrenium voratum is the source of this 1370-nucleotide messenger RNA. The record is from the annotation of a GenBank genome assembly. NCBI's taxonomy places the organism in Eukaryota, Dinophyceae, Suessiales, Symbiodiniaceae.
AGUUUACAGCUCAAAAGGCUCGUAGAACCCUAAAUUAGAAGUGCCGUAGGCCAAAGAUGGCCAUGGAAAGUCAGGGUGCAGCCGAGCUGCCGUCGCUGAUUUUUGCACUUGUGGGCAAAACCGGGCAUGGCAAAAGCUCAACUGCCAACUCGCUGUCGGCCUCGGAGAAGUUUCUAGCAAAUGAUGAUUUCGACUCAGUCACAAGUGAGGUGGGCUCGCUGGUGUAUACUGAUGUCAAUGGGCAGCAGUUUCUUUGCUUGGACACACCCGGUGUUUUUGAUACAAAGCUGACCGUGUCCGAGCUAGCAGCGCGGAUUUCAAAGUUCACUCUUCAGGCACCUGAUGGGCUUGACGCAUUGGCUUGCGUCAUCCGCAAGGGUAGGAUGACGGAGGAGGAGUUGGUGUCGAUCGCUCAGAUGGAAAAGAUCUUUGGCGCUGAUGUGUGGGAGCAUGCCAUCGUCGUCUUUACGCACUGCAAGGACACCUUAGACAAGUUGAAGGCUGACUUGGCAAAGCUGGGCGAUGACCAUGUCCUGAAUAAAAUUAUUCUGAAGGCCAAUAAUCGAGUCGGCAAAAUCGACAAUAUGACUCGGAAUCCUCGGCAACUUCAGGAUGAUGUGGAUCACAUACACCUGCUUCUUGCACAGGUUCCAAAAGAUACAGGCAAGAAGUACGACAAUGAGGCGUUUGAAAGGGCUCGCGAGGUCAGAAAGGAGGUGGAUGACAAGAUCCAGCAGGCAACAGAGAAACUUCAGGAUGAAGUAAAGGGUCUGCACACCCGGUACAUGCGAGGACAGCUCUCUCAAGAAGCUUACGAGAAGAAAGUGGCAGAUCUUGAGAGGGAGCACAAAGCCUUUGAGGAGAAGCGGAAGGAGAUGGAGAUGCAGCAAGCGCAGGAGUCGUUUGAGACAUGGAGCAAAGUCAAAGAGUAUGCUUGCUACACAGGCAUGGCCGUGGUUGGUUUGGGCGCCGCAGCACUAGCGGCGCCCUAUUUGGCACCCGUUGCGGCAUUCGGAGGGUUUGGCUAUGCUCUUGGGAAGAGUGCCGAGAUGCACGCAGAAUCAAAGAAGGCAGAGACAGCUGGAGCAUUGCGCGACCAGGCUAAAUUUGAAACGGAGCGGUUAAGAGAAGAAAGGCUUCGAGAUGAGAGGCAAGAAAAGCAAAGGGCAGAGGUGUGUCACAUCCAGUAAUGCAGGGCAUGCUGAUUCCAGCAGCACCAUGCUCUAGAUUUGGAAGGAGCAGUGAGCAAGAUGGCUGUUUGGGGCUAUCUGACAGCUAUUUGCUUCGGGGGCAGCUGGUGUGAAUGCAUUUGCAACAGCCAGAUGUGAUUCACAGCCAGACGUAUGAAGUGAGUUGCGUGCGGCUUGGCA